Messenger RNA from Pleuronectes platessa (European plaice), 5550 nucleotides. RefSeq names its product zinc finger protein 512 (gene znf512). The coding region runs from base 17 to 2401 and encodes 794 amino acids. Gene Ontology annotation, molecular function: zinc ion binding. Lineage: Eukaryota; Metazoa; Chordata; Actinopteri; Pleuronectiformes; Pleuronectidae. The transcript has 15 exons. The record is from RefSeq and is a predicted model, not a curated record.
CGGCCGUCGGCUCAGAAUGGAGCCUGCCCACGUCGGAGGGGAUAUGUCACCUCUGUAUGUGCCAAGGAAAAGAAAGUUAGCCCAGUCACAUCUUAAAGGUGGAACUCCAUGUCCAGUUGUUCAGCGGAUGCCGGAGAGAGUCUGUGAAUCGAAUGCAGGUGGAUACACGAAGGAUGACGAGUCUCAAGCCCACGGUUCUCUGAAGAUGAAACGGACGUACGGUAGAAAAAGGUACGAGGACCUCCAGAGUGUUUCCAUGGGAGCAGUAGAUUACCCAACCCCCAGCUGCUCAGUGAUGUCAUCAGGUGACCUGGCCAAUGGUGUGGACCCAGGCUCCAUGGCUCCACCCACAGCGAGGCUCCCUCCGAGACUGGAGGCGAAGGAGGCGUGGCCUCAAGGCCCCGAAGCCUGUAGGGAGCAGUCCCAGCCUCAGGACCAGAGCUGGAACUCCCGGGAAAGAGGCCCCAAUGCCUGGGCCCCGGUUCGAGACCGACCCCAGGAGCAGGUGUGGAACUCUGGCAGACAGCGAGCGGGACACUCGUGUCCAGACCAGACAUGGAUGUCAGGCAGGGACAGAGCUCAUGGGGGACAGGAGCAGGCCUGGAUGACGGGUCAGGACCGGGGGCCUGAGCAGGGCUGGGCAGCCGGCAGAGACCGAGGCCAGGAUCAGGCCUGGAACGCCGGCAGGGAUCCAGGAAGAGAGCAGGCCUCCUCUGGGCCGGAGCCUGCGUGGGGAUCCGGACGAAACCAAGACCAAGGCUGGAGCAACACGAGCAGAGACAGAGGACACAUCUGGAGACCAGAGCUGAACAUGAAGAAGGUCCAGAGAGCAGAGAUGGAGCCGCCACCAGAGACCAGAGACUCCUGUUCAGUCGCAGCCAGCCGUGAAGCCUCCACAUCUCAGUCCAGUGAAGAUCACAAACCUCCAGUUGUCUCCAGUAAGAAGGAGCCUCCUACCUACGCUCCAGGAAGUCCAGAGGAGCGCUGGCAGCUCCAGAUUGUGGCCAAAGGCAGAGUCACCUGUCCCAAGUGUAAGAGUGUGAGCAGGAAGACGGUGGAGGGGCUGAAGAAGCACAUGGAGAACUGCCGACUGCAACCGUUCACCUGUCAACACUGUGGGAAACAGCUGAAGUCUUCCACUGGGAUGAAGUACCACGUCAUGGCCGACCACAGCCACCUGCCUUCAGCAGAAGAAGCCAAGGACCUGGACGACCGCACCAUUAAAGACAAACUGCGCAAAAUCCUGAAGAGACUGGGCAAAUUAAAAUGCUCCAAAGAGGGCUGUACUGCUGCGUUCACCAGCAUCAUGGGCUAUGUCUACCACAUGAAGAAGUGUGGGAAGGAGGAGUCCGAGCUGGAGAAGCUGUUGCUGAACUGUUCUCACUGUGGGAAGACUUACAAAUCCAAGGCUGGUCUGGAAUACCACCUUAAAUCAGAGCACGCUCCUACGCCCCAAAAGACCGAGGAAGACGAGGCUCUGAAGGCCCAGAGGGAGGCCAACCCGGAGAGGACGCCGAGCGGCCGGGUGCAGCGGGCCUCCGCGCAGGUGGCCAACUUCCACUUGGCUGAAAUCGCCAGCAACGACCUCCCCAAAGACUGGCCCAAGAGGAAGUUCCAGUGCGACCUGGUGCCCGACGACAAGAAGUUAAAAUACGCCCGACCAGGCCUCCCUGCCUUCAGCCAGGAGGUGCUGAGGAAGUGGAGGAACGAGGUGAAGCUGCAGAGGAAAGUCCACUGUCCCAACCAGGGUUGUGGCAGCACCUACACCAGUGUGUCUGGGCUGAAGGCUCAUCUGGGCCUGUGCACCAGGGGCGACUUUGAAGCUGGAAAAUACAGAUGUCUCAUCUGCAACAAAGAGUUUAACUCUGAGAGUGGAGUGAAAUAUCACAUCAACUCCAUCCAUUCACAGGACUGGUUUGUGACGAACAAGAAGGCUUCCAAGACGUUUGAGAAGUUCGUGAAAAACCAGCACAAGGAGUUAAUCAAUAACGUGGACAAGCAGAUUGUGGAUCAGUAUCACCAACACCACCUCCAGCAUCACACUCACGUCCACUGCCCCCAUCACCAUCACCAUCACCAUCAGCAGCAGCAGCAUCUCCAGCUCCAGCCCAUGCAGCACCCUCUGCAGCCGCUGCAUCACCUCCAGCACCAAACCCAGCUCCUCCAUCCAGAUCACCAGAACCUCCCCCCGCAGGCGGACGUCCAGCUGCAGCAGCCCAUCCUGCAGUACACCCCCCUGGAGCCUCCUGUGGGACCGCUGUGGGUGGACAUGGACCGGAGAGGAGUCGUGCACGGGUCGGAGCUGGCCCCGCUCCAGAUGGAGGUGGAUGCAGAGGACAAACCAGCAGAGGACGGCAGGGAGAUGGUGGAGGGACGAGAGAAGGGAGAGGGGGAAGGCUGACGGGAAGAGGAGGGAUUGCUUUGGGUUCGGUGCAGGUGGAGGCGUCAGCAGCUCGUCCGGCGAAUUGGAGGCGGAGCGGCAGGAGAGGCAAAGACAGGUGGAGCAGUGGAGUCCGAAAGGGCCGGGCGUCAUGGAGCUGCACCCUGAGGCCGGGAAGCAACAACGUGGAACUUAAAGACGACACUGAAAACCAAACUUCCCUUCGGGGUCGUGCACCGGAGCUACAACAGAGGUAGGAAGAGACACCAUCUAAAGUCUGUCCAUAUUUUAUUAGACAGUUUUCCUCAAGACAGAGCAGCUAACGACAGAGCUGCACUUCUUGAGAAAGCUUUUCACUGAUGAUUGGAAGAAAACCUCAAGGUGUCACUGUGGAUGGAGACUUCACGUUUCUCUGUAUCGAAAUGUUUGUUGCUGUAAAGCUCAGAGAAGUCGUAGUUCUGCCGUUUAUCUGUGUUUGUAUGUAACCGAUUCUUAAACGUGUCUCAUACUUUUUAAAAGGUUUGAUAAACACACUCUUUGUCUUUUACGUUUACCGGAAAGGGAAGACUUUGCUCUAACUUGAAGAGAGGAUGCUUCGGUAUUUUUAACUGGUCCAGUUGUUCUCUGUCUGAAAAUAUUUGUGCCUCUUGAAUAUGAUUUAAUAACUUCACACGACUCAUCUUCAUCAUCACGUUGAAUCCGAGCUGAUCUAAAAGCCUUAUCUGGGCUAAAUAAUGUUGGAAGUCAAAGAGGAUCAGUUCGACCUUUUCUCCUCAUUUCCAUCUGUGGGAAUAAAUGUCUGCUGGCGACUGAAAUAGGCAAAAAAAAGUUUCUCUGUGGACCUAAAAGGUUUCCAUCAAGCUUCAACAAAGAAAAUAAUUUAAUCUGAUGUUUUUAUUAUUUAUCGUUAAGCUAGAAAACUUCUGACAUCUAGAAUUGUCAAAUCAGUAACCAAAAUAAUCACCGACUGAUUUCAUGCGAUGGAUUUAAUAAAUGUAUCUUAUUUGGUUCGGUUAGGAUAGAAGUUUAACGUUUAAUUGUGUAAAUCGUUUUAAACCUUCCAAGAAAAGCACAGAAUCAUGAAUAACGACUCAUCGAUGUGUCACAGUGAAGGGACGACGUCAGAGAGGAAGAUUUAUUAAUUUUCACAGCGUAGCCCGAGUCCUCUUCACCUCAGAGACGUGAACCGUCCUGAAGGAAAUGCAUUUAACAUGGAGCGUUCAAAGACCGAAUAUUUAACCAAUAGUAUGUAGCCUAAUGUUUAUAUACUCUAUCUACAAUAGUGCUUAUGGAUGGUUCUUUUGUUUGACUCUAUUUUUUGUAUUUUCUUUUCACAUUUAUGAAUGUUUUAGAUUCUUAGUUUCUCUUCUGUUCUACACUUAAGUUUCCUUUUAAAAACAACAAUGAUUCUUCCCUUUAAUCUGUGAAUCUGUCUUCAAGAAACUGUGUUUAUGUAUUUUACUGUCUCUGAUUCUGUUGAAAGUGUUUUACUCUUCAUCAGAUGCCUUUAGAGAGAUCGGCCUGUGUCGUUAAAAGAGGAAAAACCUCCUGUGCUGCAUGGGAAGUAUUUCAGAAAGCGGGAUUUCUUUCUGUAUUAUUAAUCGAGUAUAUUAUGAAGUAGUGAUUUCUAUUAUUUAACAUCAGGCCUGAUGAGAAGUCUCACACUGUGUUCUCUUCAGGCUUUGUUUCCAUAAGGUUCUGUGAGAAUCCUUCCAGCAGUUUUUUGCCUAACGUCUCUCAACAGAGCUCAUUCGUCCAUCAAGGCCCAACAGUUCAGUGGAAUUCAAGCUGCAGGAAAUCACACACACUCAUAGAAGUCAGUUCCCUCAAUGUGCCUGAUAAUUUUCAUCAAGAUUCGUGAAUUAUUCUCUUGGAAAACGUGACACUAAUUCCAGGAUAUUCACCAAAAUUCAAUCGUUUCUCCCCAUUUGUUUUUUCUUGUUUUCUUACAAACAAACAAACCAAAGAGCAAAGCAAAGGACGGAGGUGACCACAGAACCACUGCUGGUUCCCCCGGAUCCUGAGUGGGACCUCUGACUUACUGGGUUGAAAUACUUCCCAUGUCCUUUACGCUUGUGACCAAAUCGUUAUCACCAUGCUUGCCCUUUGAACUGUUUGAUAGCACAAAGCACUGCUCGACAUGAAGAGAGAGCAGGUUCAUCAGAUAAACUAAGGCCCAGGCAUGUUAGUUAUGAUAGAACUUCUGAGACCUUUUGUCACAUUGCUUUUACCGUUAACAGCAGCUUAUGUUUUUAUUGAGGCCGGAGCACAGUCCUAUUAUCUAAACUAGGUAAAAACUAGAUUGUCACUCAGCGGAGUUUUUAAGGUCCAACUAUCCCUUUAUGAAACCUUAUUAAUGGUAACUUCCUUGGUGGAGGGAUAAAGAUAUAAACAACCAAUUCCACAUUAGAGAGGACGAGUAAGGGUCAUCAAUUUGUUUUCAAAUACUAGAGGUUGAGUUUUGAAAAGCUGGGUUAAAGUUUCAUGACUUCUUGGAGGGGUUUAAUGAGGCUCAAGGGAAGAAUACAUCACAUCUAAGUGGCAAUCCAGGAAAGUCACUUUCUUUGGCUUUCUGAGAAGGUUUUUGACAUUUUCACCUUUUCUCAGAGGAUAAUUAAAGAAAUUUGAUGUUAAGGGAACUGAGAAUUGUGAGUGAGUGAAACUUGGUGCAGCUCAAUUGAAUGUAAUGGACGGUUGGGCCUCGGCGCAGGUCAGAGCUCCAGAGAGCCGUUCAAGUCAUGAAUGUUGUUUAAUCCGUGGGUUGAACUCUUUGAUUUGGUCUCGACCACCAGAACUAGCAUCUUGUGAAAAAGAUGGCCGUCAUAGAUGUGAUGUUGGGGCAGAAGUUGUGUUUUUAAACCGUUGACAGUGAAGAAGCUCUGUGCGUCAAAUGAAUAUUGAAAUGAACGAAACACUGUUGUCAUGUCUUAGUGCCUCAUCACCAACAUUCAUACAGAUAAAACAUAUAUAUAAAUAUAUAUAUAUUGUCUAGACCAGAUUUAAUUAAGAUUCAGUAAUAGAAAGCAGUUUUAUCAUUUCUACUCAAGUAAAAGUCUUUAAAAACUCUGUAAAUGAAUAUGUUAUGACUUGUUUUUUAGAAGUUAUGUGCUGCGGUUUCAUAGUACCAGCAGUGGUGUAACAACAGAUAAUUAAAAGUUUAAUUAAUGGUC